AUGGAGAAUCCCACAGCUGGAAACAACUCGAUCGACGAGAGCACUGCCCUCCAAGUGGUUGGCGUCAGAGGGCUGCGAGAGAUCCAAAGCCAUCAGCGCAACGACAGAAAUAGAGCCAGACAAGCAGAGCAAAUACAAGGCGAAAGAGUAGAAAACCACUUGCUGCUACUGGUCCAAGUAAACCAACCACAACCGGUAAACCCACCGCAGCAAGUACACUACCACCAGAAGAUCAACUAUAAUCACCAGAUAAACUACAACCAGAAUUUCAAUUACGUUCAGCAACGGCAAGCACAAGUAUGGUACCCACCAACAGGGUGGCAACGAGACCAGGUGACAGGUCAGUUUUAUCGUGAUUAUUAUGACUAUAACGCCCAACUUUGGAGUAAAGAUUGGUGGGAUCCUCAACAGGGUAGGGCGUACCGCGUUGUGAGGGACUCGAAUGGUCAGUGGUCUCUCCAUUUAAUCGGAUAG
Messenger RNA from Alternaria burnsii, 474 nucleotides. RefSeq lists its product as uncharacterized. The record is from RefSeq and is a predicted model, not a curated record. The transcript has 3 exons. The coding region runs from base 1 to 474 and encodes 157 amino acids. Lineage: Eukaryota; Fungi; Ascomycota; Dothideomycetes; Pleosporales; Pleosporaceae.